AUCGAGACUACCAUGAUUACAGAUGGAAAUGUUAAACUGUCUGUAGUGAAAUAAAAGUGAAAGUAAAAGUAGAUGUAAACAAACUUAUUGUGGUGUGCAGGUCAUGCUAGUGUGUAGUAUUGAUUGUGUAGUCUAAGAGUAGUCUGUAAAAAUGGCACAAAGCGAGAUCACAAGGAGGAAAAAGAAAAAAGACGACAAAUGGAAGCCAGAUGUUGAGGGGCAUCAUGAAGACCAUCACUUUAAUUUGAAUGCUGACGAAGAGGCAAUUAAAGACUACCAAUUUAUUAUACAUGUUGAUGAUGAUCCAACCAAAGAUCCUAUGUAUGAUCAAAAACAAGAUUUACUGGACGAAUGUAAAAAAUUAUUAGGAACCACGUUAUCAGGAAAAAGGCCUCUGAAUAUUGCAGUUUUAGGGCCCCCUGGCUGUGGAAAAUCUGCAUUCCUUAAUACAGUGUUUGCUAGUUUAAGCAACGAUCGGUGGAGAGAGCAUGCCAAACAUGGAAGUUUUAGUUCCAUUGGUAAACAAGUAACUAGACGACUUAAAAGCUAUAAAAAGGAAGUCUAUUACAAAGAAACGGAUACAGUUUUAAUGCCUACGUUUAUAGAUAUGACUGGAUUCGAAAACGAGGAUUCAGAACUGAACAGAGAACUUUUAAACAUAAUUUUGAAAGGAAAAAUGAAAGAAAAUGAACUCCUCUCAGAUGUCAUUGAAUACGGAAAGAAAUACGGAGGAAAUGCCUUAAGAAUGAAAUACAGUUCCAGACUUGUUUACAAACGGGUAGACCGUAUUAUAGCUGUCUGUUCGUGUAACCCGUUGUCUAAUUUACCACGUGCUUUGUUUGAGACGAUAGCUGAAAUCGCCAGUAAUAAAGACAUAACCGUGUAUGGUGUCAUGACACAUGCGGAUGCAUUCUCAACAGAGGAUACCAUUACAGAAAAAGAGGCAAACUUUCGACAUUUACUGGGUAUACCGGAUACAAGGUUUGUUCGGAUUAAGAACUAUUGUUCUGAUGUGGACCCUACUCAUGCAUUCCUUAAAACUGUAAUCCCAACGUUGGAUGUUCCAGUCCUUAAGCUGAUGACACAGGUUUUACCACGGGAGGACAAUGAUGACGUUGAACCCGAGCCCGACCCUGAAUAUAUUAACCUAGACUACGUUUACAGAUAUUGGAAGCAUGCAUCGUUACUCGUAGUAAUAAUACUAGUGUUUCUGUUUGGAAUUACGUUUAGCAUUAAAAUUAUUAUUUCGCUGAUAAUUAUAUUAUCGCCAAUUGUAUUUUUGGAAAUGAGUUAUCGAAGCCUCUAGACACACCAUAAGUGAUAAACAGUGUUUAUUUCUGCUUAUAUUAUUGUUAAGGGUAAUAUGAAUGGGGGUUAACAGGAUAGAGAGUAAAGGGAAAAACAUAAAAAGAAAACAGAAUUAUAAUAAAUUUAAAAAAAUAAAGAAUAGAGAACGUAUAAUACAAUUGAAUUGCAUGUCUCUAUGAGGAUAAUUUGGUGCUUGAAUAUAAGAAUUAGAGAAUAAAAGGUCAAAAAAGUAAAACGAAAAUAGAAAAUGGCAUAAAAACUAAAGAAUACAGAAUUAAGAAGCCGUCCAUCCAGACCCUCUUUGUUGAUCUGGUCGAAAUGCCAUUGUCAAAACAUAAAAUAUCCAUCGGUAUUUGAAUCAGUCAGUCAUUAAAAAUAAAACCUCUCAGCGCUCCCGUUUCUGAUAUAUGUCGCGUGGAAUAUCUGUUCUUUGUUUUUUGUUUGGCUGUUGUGAUAGUGGUCGUUUGUUUCGUAAUUUUGCUUUUUACUUUCUGACUUUGUUUUUGAACAUGUUAAAUUGUAAGCCUUUCGCACACCACUUCUUGUGUCAUUCGAUUCUUUCUGUAACGAUCUUACCAUACAGCUCUUCCUGUAGUUUUAACACUUUCUCAGUGUGUCUAUAACAUUUAAUGCAUAUGUAAAAAAAAAAAAUGUUCCGGCGUGACAUUUGUUUCGCCGGAACAAAUUUCAUAGGAAAUAUGUUCCAUCGGAAUUUAUAUCACAGAAAAUUUGUUCCAGCAUUGUAAAACUGAUUUUUUUACCAAAUGUAAAAUAAGUUCUAGAACAAACUCAUAGCUCCUUUAAUUAUGUUCCAAUUAAUAUCAAAAGUUUAAAAAAAAGUUUGUUUUUUUUUAAAUUAGUUCCUAUAUAUAUGACCUAUAUACUAUUAAACGAGAAGACCUCAUUUUGUGUGUCGCUUCUCUUCUUUCCACAAUAAAUUCAUCAACACGCCUCUGUGUCCUAUAGGUACAGUGCAUAGUCGUAUUUGUCAUCCAUUCAUAUGAUUAUAUUCAGAUUGAGUUAUUUUGGGAAAAAAACGAGAAUAAAGGUGUCAGACCACCAAUUAAAAAUCCCUAUCUGUUCAACCAAAUUUUGCAAUUUUCACAGCUUUCUAAAUUUUUUACCUUAAGUUUAACUUCGAGGAAACCAGGUAUAUCCUGAAUUGUACAUGUAUCACCUUCCUACAUGCCAAUUUUCAACCAAUGUUUAAAGUCUUGUAACAAAUUUCUGAUUUUGAAAAGACAGGUACUACCAAAAUAGCUCCCGGCUUUUUGGAAAUCUUAAAUUAGUGUACUAUGUAGCGCAUUAAUCCUGAAUUUUUAAUGCAAACUCAUAGACAAUAUUUACUUACUUAAAUGUUCAUAACAUACUAAACGUAUGUUCAUAUUGAAAUUGAUAGAAAACCAAAAAUUGGGAACUUUGGAAAUAAAGGUGGAGGGAUAAAAAAAAACAUUUUCCUGUCCCAAAUAACCUAUGAAUUAUGAUACUUUUGCUGAAAUUCUCCAGUCAUUCAGUAUUUUACAGUUACAAAAUUCUUCCAACAAUACUUUACAGACUUUAAACUACGCUCUGAAUGCCCGUGACUUUUCGGGUGUGUUCUAGUUAGUUUUAAAUGAACAUCUUCAUAUUUCAUAGAAAUCAACGAAUAAGUCCUGCUCAAACCUAUUUCACAGAAAAUAAGUACCUUUGCAAUAUAUUGUAAAGAAAAACAUUUUCUUGUUCCUACACUUAAAUUAUGAUGCAAAGUAAAUGCUGUGCUGAGUGACUGUGCUCGCAUGGGAUCCAUUUGCAAUGGAAGACAUGACUAUAACUAGGAUGAAGAUACGAAAUAAAAUAAAUGGUAAUUUAUCAUACUUUGUAUUUAAAUGUGUAAUGUGAUAUUUCUCCUUGGUCCCUGUUACUGUGGAUUUAUUUCAUUAAUAUUCGUUGGAUACCAAUUUUCGUGGGUUUCGUGGGUUCAGGUGAACCACGAAUUCAAAUGUUCAACGAAUACAUGUAACAUACUUUCAAAAGACCUUGUAUACAGAGAUUUGCAAAACGAAGAAAUCAAAUAUCAACGAAAAUGAAAGUGUUCAGCUUUCCACGAAAAUUGAUACCCACGAAAAUAAAUGAAUUCACAGUAUUUGGCAUAGCCCUGUGUUCUAGUCAUACAUGUAUAUAUGUGUUAUGACGAAAUUGUGUGAUGCAUUGUGAGUGGAGUGUGAGGGCCUCAAGGGAGAAUAGCGUCUUUACUAAUUGAGCAUACUACCCUCUUUUAUUAUUAUAACUUAGGUCUUGGCACAGUUUCAAACGAGUGUUUCGUUUGUUCUACAUGUCUUUUGAGAUAAUUGAUCAGUCACUUUGUCAUUUUCAAAUUAGAAUAGUGCAUAUGUUUAUCUUAAACUUUACAAUUAUAUGAAUGAUUUUUCUUAUUCUUCUCUUUUCUGACUCAGAAGUGUCAUAUUGAUAUGUUUUAUAGAGUAUAUAAUUAAUCAUUUGCUAUACUCCCCAUGAUCCCGAUUGGAUGAUUUACACUUUUUGUUUAGUAUGUUACAAGUAUAAUCGUUC
Messenger RNA from Mytilus trossulus (common blue mussel), 3855 nucleotides. RefSeq lists its product as uncharacterized. The record is from RefSeq and is a predicted model, not a curated record. The coding region runs from base 152 to 1306 and encodes 384 amino acids. The transcript has 5 exons. NCBI's taxonomy places the organism in Eukaryota, Metazoa, Mollusca, Bivalvia, Mytilida, Mytilidae.